Messenger RNA from Suillus clintonianus, 942 nucleotides. RefSeq names its product NAD(P)-binding protein. Lineage: Eukaryota; Fungi; Basidiomycota; Agaricomycetes; Boletales; Suillaceae. Bases 29 to 871 code for a protein of 280 amino acids. The record is from RefSeq and is a predicted model, not a curated record. The transcript is spliced from 5 exons.
UCUCUCUCUCUGUCUGACCGCCCUGACAAUGAAGAUUGCCAUCACCGGAUGCAACGGGGACGUAGGCAAACGAGUUGUGCUUUGGGUGCUCAAGGAAGGGCACACCGUAGUCGGCGCAGACCGUGUCAUUGUACCAGAUACCGAUUUCUACGACAAUCCUGCCUUCUCUUUCCAUCAAGCGGACUUUAAUGACUUUGAUACGGCUUUGAAGGUCUUCGAGGGUUGCGAUGCAAUCAUCCAAUUGGCAGCUUUUGCACACCCAAUGCACUACAAGGUUAAGGUGCAUAACGAAAAUGUCGUGAUCACUUGGAAUGUCCUGCGUGCAGCUGCUGAGUUAGGAAUAGACCGUGUCGCUGUAGCGUCCUCGGUCAAUGUCUUGCGUGGGGUGUUCGGCACAGAGCCCACCUUUCGCUACUUUCCGAUCGAUGAGAACCACCCAUGCGAACCUGACGAGCCUUAUGGGCUUUCCAAAUUAAUUGGUGAGAUACAAGCAGAUACCAUCGUCCGAAGAUACCCAUCCAUGCGGGUUGCAAGCAUGCGCAUGCACAAGGUCGCCCCUACGCGCGCAUGGGCCUAUAGAGAGGAUUACUUCCGCUCCAGAGGUGACCUAUGGAGCUACGUCCAAAUGGACUCAGCAGCGGAUGCCUUCCUGCGUGCAGUGACUGUGGGGAUGGAUCAAUGGACAGGACACGAAACAUUUUUCAUUGCCGCGCCUCAGCUGGCCGCCGAUGAGGAUUGGCUGGAACUGAAGGAGAAAUAUUUCCCAGACGUGCAGGUAAAAUCUGGCUGGGUCGAGAGUGGCGGGAAAGGAUUUUUUGACUGUAGUAAAGCUGAGCGCCUGCUUGGCUGGGUCCACGUGGACUACGCAUAAGUACGAAGCAUUCCACUUCAAGGGAGGCCGGCUAGCCAGCAGGCCCAUCAGAGAACCGACGAGUUCUUUAC